This is a messenger RNA of Seminavis robusta, 1380 nucleotides long. The record is from the annotation of a GenBank genome assembly. NCBI's taxonomy places the organism in Eukaryota, Bacillariophyta, Bacillariophyceae, Naviculales, Naviculaceae.
AUGGCCAACUUGCCACCAGCAGUCCUCCAUGGGGAUUUGCAGGAGGGGGAGCACUCAUGGAGACCAUCACAGAUUCUGUUGGACAAUGUUGAAGGGCAAGAUAAGAUCAAUUUGUGUCAAGUCUUCAAGUAUGACACAGCUUUUGGCUCCAAAUCACUUGGUGGAGAACUUAUCCUUCCCAAAGAUGUCUAUGAACCCUCCUUUGACUACCACAAAAGUCUUGUGAAGAGGAUCAAUGAAGCAGCCAUGCAAGAGGAUACACAAAUCAAAGUGAUCAAAACAGAGAAGGUUGGUGAAAGGUACAAUGUUUACAUUGGCUGCAAGUACUCCACGAGUUAUAGAGACAAGAUCGCUUACCAAGGAAAAGAGAACGCAAACAGCAAAGCCGCUGAUCUGUACAAGGAUAACAUUCGUGUGGACAGACUUGUGGACAAAGAUGCAGCCAACCGCCAUCACGGCAGAAGCGAAGCCAAGAGGACUUAUACUCAGCUCCCACCUAGUGGGAAAAAAUGUCCCUUCCGAUUCCUCCUUGUUCUAAUUCCAGGAAAGCACUGGUACAUUAGAUUCACAGAAAAGUCGAAAGGUUGUCACAAUCACAAGAGGAUUCCAAUUUCAGAACAGAAUCGGCCAUUGUCAUCCUUUUCCAAAGAAGAAUUGAAGCAAGCUGCGAGAUUCAGUCAAUUGACCCAUUCUGGAGCUGCAGUCACUCUCACACAGGAGCUCACUGGAGCAAAAGUAACUGCUGCGCAAUUGGAUUACAACAGGAAGAAGGUUGAGGGUCGCAAUCCCAAUAGAGCACCAAAAACACAGGCUGAGGAAUUGAUUCAAUACCUGAAGGUGCAAGUAGACGAUCGUAAGAUGAGGUAUGUGGCACUUUUUCAUGAAGUGUCAAGUACAACUUUGCUUGCAUGUGACAAGUAUGAGCUGAGGAAGAAAGCACUUAACAUCGCUCAAGACAAGUAUGGACAUCGCUCACCAGAGAUCAGCGACCCAGAACCAGAUCCUCAGCUAGAAGCACAGCCAGUCACCAUAUAUGCAGAGACACAAGAUGAGAAUGGCAACACAUCAAAGAAAGCACUGAAGCUCAAGACUACCAAAGAUCUCCUUGGUCUUGGAGAAGCAAUGGUUGCAAUUCUCAUGGAUCAGGCAGAGGAUGAGGUUAGGAGGCAGCAGAUGAUCGGGAAAAAGGUGGUUCUGGCAGUCUUCUGGUGCAGAGAAGAUGAGAGGAAGAUGUUUGAAAUGUAUCCCGAGGUGAUGAUGGUGGACGUCACCAUGGGAACCAACAAUCAAGGAAGACCCUUGUUUGUUACCUGUUGCAUUGGUCCAGAGAUGCAGAUUUUUAGUCCUUGCAAUUGCAAGAAUCCAGUUGGUUCUCAGUGA